AACAUGAAGAUUGCAGCCUUCAAUGUCAAGCAGCUGGGAUGGAGAAAGGUCAACAAUCCAGUUGUGCGGAAGAAUCUUAUCAAGAUUGUGUCGCGGUACAGUAUCGUGGUAAUGUUGGAGGUGGUGGAUCAGAGUGGUAGGGCCAUGAUAAAGUUCUGCAAUGAACUCAACAAACAUAGAAUGAACAGAUGUAAUCCCUUCGCCAUGAGGUGCAGUGAAUCUCUGGGACGCGGCACCUACAGAGAGAAGUUUGUCUACUUCUACAGAGAGGACGAUGUGACGCUGAUUGACUCCUACCAGUACAGAGAGGAAGAAGAAGAAGAAGAAGAAGCAGAAGAAGAAGUAGAAGAACAAGAAGAAGAGGAAGAUGAUGAUGAUUAUGAUCAAGAAGAUGAAGACGAAGAAGAAGAAGAAGAAGAUGAUGAUGAUGAUGAUGAUGAUGAUGAUGAUCAAGAAGAAAAGGAAGAAGAAGAAGAAGUGGAUGUGCUUGCUAGAGAGCCUUUCUGUGUACAGUUCGAGUGUCAUCAUACAGUUUUGCAGCAUCUGGUGCUGAUCCCUGUUCACACUAAACCAGAAGACACAGAGAUUGAGCUGGAUGCUCUGCUUGAUGUGGUCCAAGAUGUGAGGCGAAGAUGGAGAACUAAUAACAUUAUGAUUUUGGGGGACUUUAAUGCAGAUGGACAGUACCUCUCAAGGAGAGGGAUGCAAAGAGUUCAGAUACGCUAUCCUCCCUACUAUUGGCUGAUAGGUGAUGAUGAGGACACCACAACCAGUGACUCUAAUGACCACACCUAUGACAGGAUUGUGGUUUAUGGAGGUCACAUGUAUAACUCUGUUGUGCCCAACUCAGCUAAACCUUUCAACUUCCAGAGGGCUUACCGCCUGUCGAGAGCCACUACUAGAGCCAUCAGUGACCACUACCCUGUGGAGGUGGAGCUCCAAAAGAAAUGAACUUCUAACAGGAUAUCAGAAGAAGAAAGAUGAUCCGAAGGCAUCAACAAUAUCCACAUUAACGCAAUAUAAACACAGGUGCAUGGCAUGCUAUCAUAUUUAACAUAACUGCUUGUUUACUCAUAAUGCUUAUGGCUCUCGCUUCAUGUUAUCUCAAAUAAACAAA
Molecule: messenger RNA, 1117 nt
Organism: Plectropomus leopardus (leopard coralgrouper)
Lineage: Eukaryota; Metazoa; Chordata; Actinopteri; Perciformes; Serranidae
Source: RefSeq, a predicted model, not a curated record